Messenger RNA from Diospyros lotus (date-plum), 3530 nucleotides. Its product is annotated as probable xyloglucan glycosyltransferase 5. Bases 903 to 2987 code for a protein of 694 amino acids. The record is from RefSeq and is a predicted model, not a curated record. Gene Ontology annotation, molecular function: glycosyltransferase activity. NCBI's taxonomy places the organism in Eukaryota, Viridiplantae, Streptophyta, Magnoliopsida, Ericales, Ebenaceae. Gene Ontology annotation, cellular component: Golgi apparatus. The transcript is spliced from 5 exons.
UUAACAGACAUGAUGCGGAGAGCAGCCACCAGUCUAGUUGUGAUCUAGGGAUCUGCAGUGUGUGUGUGUGUGUAAAACUAUAUAUUGUUGAAUUAAGGACUGUUCUGGUCCUUUAAUUACUAAUGUUAUUGUCAUUCUGAUUGAUGUUGUUUGGCUUAUUGACUCCUCUGAUUCUUUCUUGGCUCAGGCUAAAGUCCGUCCGCUGUCAAUUCUUUUCUCCAACUCCUCGCCAAAAUGCUUUUUCUUUAAGCAGACAGACAUGGUGUGCUGGUUUCUUGCAAGCGGGUUUUUGUAGUUUCACUCUCUUGCUUCAUUCAUUAUCAGUCUGCUAAUCAUUAUUAAACCCUUUUUACUUUCAGACUGUUUUUAUCCUAUAUAUAUAUAUAUGUAUGUAUGUAUCCCGUACCCUCUAGGGUAAUCUGUGGAAAGUUAAAAAGUGGAGGUAGGGAUGCGUUUUUCGCGUUUGGAUUUUUAGGGUUCCACAACCUUUCUCCUUAUUGGUGGUAAGUUCAAAUGCUGGGUUAGCUGUGUAGGAGAGAUUCUAGGAGAAGGCACCCCCACCAACCCCACUCUUCUCUCUGGCUUUUUCUGGGCUACAUUAGGCUGGGGAUGCUGGAGGUGUUGAAGUGGGGGUUCUUAAAUUUUGGACCAGGAGAUCCAUUUCUUUGUGGGUAGAGAGGCUUCAUUUGUUUUCCAUUUCUGGGUUCUUGUUUGAGGUCUUUGAGAUAUGGUGCUUUUGUAUUCUCAAAUGCGAUUUUGAGAUCUGGGUUGCAAAGAUGUCUGGGUCUUUAGCUUCUUGAAUUGGUCUCUGCGUGUGUGUCUGUUUGUCUCUCUCCGUCUCUGUCUCUGUCUGAUUGUCGAUAGAUUGAUAUAUUGUCCCUGUAAGUGGAUUAACUGGGAAUAUGGCUCCAAGCAUGGAAUUUUCCAGGUGGUGGGGAAAGGACACGAGAAAGGGAACUCCAGUGGUGGUUAAAAUGGAGAACCCCAAUUACUCUGUGAUAGAAAUUGAUGGUCCUGAUGCCGCUUUCCGGCAGGUGGACAAGGAUAGGGGCAAGAAUGCCAAACAAUUCACUUGGGUUUUGCUUCUCAAGGCUCACCAAGCUGUUGGUUGCCUAGCUUGGCUCGGCAACGUCCUCUGGGCGUUGCUCGGUGCCAUCAAGAAAAGGUUGCUACUUGGUCAAGGAGUGACAAUGGAGAGAGAGAAAUCUGGCAAGGGAAGGCUGUUGUUUGGAGUGAUUUUGGCAUUCUUAGUGACGGCUCUGGCAUUUCUGGCCUUUGAACUGGUUGCCCAUUUCAAAGGUUGGCAUUAUUUCAAGAACCACAAUUUGCACAUCCCGCAAACUUCUGAGAUUCAAGGAUGGCUGCACUAUAUGUAUCUUGUCUGGCUGGAAUUUCGUGCCGGCUACAUUGCUCCUCCAAUUCAUGCUCUCUCUAGCUUCUGCGUUGUUCUUUUCCUGAUUCAAUCAAUGGACAGGCUGAUUCUUUGCCUUGGCUGCUUCUGGAUCAAGUACAAAAAGAUCAAGCCACAAAUUUCAGGCGAUCCCCUUAAGUCCGAUGACUUGGAGGGUUCGGGGUUUAACUACCCCAUGGUUCUUGUCCAGAUUCCAAUGUGUAAUGAGAAAGAGGUAUAUGAGCAAUCUAUCUCAGCAGUCUGCCAACUUGAUUGGCCCAAAGAUCGUUUGUUGAUUCAAGUUCUUGACGACUCUGAUGACGAGAGCAUUCAGUUUUUAAUCAAGGAAGAGGUCUCCAAAUGGAGCCACAAAGGUGUCAAUAUUAUUUAUCGGCAUAGAUUGGUUAGGACUGGCUACAAAGCUGGAAACCUUAAGUCAGCAAUGAAUUGCGAUUAUGUGAAGGCAUAUGAGUUUGUUGCAAUCUUUGAUGCUGAUUUCCAGCCAAAUCCAGAUUUCCUUAAGCAGACGAUUCCACAUUUUCGGCUCAAUCCGGAAUUGGGUUUAGUUCAGGCUAGGUGGGCAUUUGUGAAUAAGGAUGAAAAUCUAUUGACACGCCUCCAAAACAUUAACUUGUGCUUUCACUUUGAGGUGGAGCAGCAGGUAAAUGGAGUCUUCCUAAAUUUCUUCGGUUUCAAUGGAACUGCUGGCGUCUGGAGAAUCAAAGCACUGGAGGAGUCCGGUGGUUGGCUUGAGAGGACUACUGUAGAGGACAUGGACAUAGCAGUUCGUGCUCAUCUCUGCGGCUGGAAAUUCAUUUUCCUAAAUGAUGUGAAGGUACUCUGUGAAGUUCCAGAAUCUUAUGAAGCUUACAAGAAACAGCAACAUCGUUGGCAUUCUGGUCCAAUGCAACUCUUUCGGUUGUGCCUUCCUGCUAUCGUUACUUCGAAGAUAUCAAUUUGGAAGAAGGCAAACUUAAUACUACUAUUCUUUCUCUUGAGAAAACUUAUCCUCCCAUUCUAUUCUUUCACAUUGUUUUGCAUCAUUCUUCCUUUGACCAUGUUCGUCCCUGAAGCCGAGCUGCCUGUCUGGGUUGUUUGUUAUGUCCCUGUAAUAAUGUCAUUCCUAAGCAUUCUUCCUGCACCAAGAUCCUUCCCAUUUAUUGCUCCUUACCUUCUAUUUGAGAACACAAUGUCCGUGACCAAAUUCAAUGCCAUGGUAUCCGGCCUGUUUCAGUUGGGCAGCUCAUACGAGUGGGUUGUCACGAAAAAGGCAGGACGAUCAUCGGAGCCUGAUCUAUUGGCUGCAUCAGAGCGGGAAUCUAAGGUGAUGAAUCACCCACAGCUUUAUAGGGGAACUUCUGAUAGCAGGCUGUCUGAUCUCAACAAAUUGAUAGAACAUCAAGAAGCCAUUCCUAAAGCUUCCGGGAAGAAAAUGAACAAGAUAUACAAGAAAGAGCUUGCCUUGGCUUUCUUACUGCUCACUGCCGCACUCAGGAGCCUUUUGUCAGCUCAGGGAGUGCACUUCUACUUCUUACUAUUUCAAGGUGUGUCAUUUCUCCUUGUGGGUCUUGACCUUAUCGGCGAACAAGUAAGCUGAGCUGACACUCGGACAAAAGAAGGAAAAGACUGUUGAUGCAAAUAAAGAUGAAAAACAUAAACAAGGAAACCUCCUCAAUCUAUGGGUUUGCAGCUGCAACGUUGAUAGCAACAUGCUUAUUGAGACUUGUCCAACCAAUCCAUUCCAAUGCCUUUGAUGCCUCGGGUCCUAGUUAAAGGAUCUGGCAUUCUAAAUAAGGACUUCAUAUUCUUGUUAUUACAAUAGCCCAGAGAAGAUUUUUUCUCCCCAAAACCUUUGUUCUUCCGUUUGUCUGCGUUUGAUCUUGCUGAUGUCUUGUCACAGUUGAUUAAACUUGGACCGGUUUACAACAUUGUACCUCUUCACCGCGACUCUUCUGUCUCUUCCACCCGUUUGGUUCUUCAAUUGUUGUUGCUAUUUGUAUUUCUAUAUGUAAAAGAAAUUGUUCUUCUACAUUUUCUUUGUAUUCUAGCUGGAGUUGUACCCGAAAAAAGGAACCAUCGAUCUGAACAUGUACCUGUAGUAACCCUGUAAAUUUGUUGAAACUAAGACACAUUUCACUCA